Messenger RNA from Mizuhopecten yessoensis (Yesso scallop), 1735 nucleotides. RefSeq lists its product as uncharacterized. The record is from RefSeq and is a predicted model, not a curated record. The transcript is spliced from 3 exons. NCBI's taxonomy places the organism in Eukaryota, Metazoa, Mollusca, Bivalvia, Pectinida, Pectinidae. Bases 192 to 1421 code for a protein of 409 amino acids.
AUAUAUUCCUUGCUAGAAAUUAUACACAAAUUGGUACUGAGUAUAUUAUCAUUACAUACUGUACUCUAACAUUUCUUUGCCAGUUCACUGUUAUUGCUAGAGAGGAUAAUACUGUUCUUGAAAUAACGUUCCCUGGAUAUUUUAAUGCUUUGGUUAAAUUUGACGGAACCUAUUAUGGCCCAGGUGACGUAAUGACGUUAAUUUUACACGAAUUACAGACUUUCCAAAUCCAGUCAACGUCUGAUCUGAGUGGAGUGAAGAUUAUAUCGAUAAACAAAAAAAGCUUUUCUGUUAUUUCUGGUAGCUCGUAUACAUCAAUUCAAAAUGGCGGUUUGCGCGAUUACAUGGCGGAUAUGGUACCUCCUAUAGCUACGUGGGGGAGCGAGUACGUACUCGUUCGACGGAAUCUACCGCAGUUUUUACGUGACUAUGUCAAAUUCGUUGCUGCAGCUAGUGGCGCAAACAUUUCAAGCAUUGGAUGUGGACCUGUUCUUUACCAUCUGAUCCAGGAAUUUCAAACCUACUUAUUUAGCAUGACGUGUGAACGAGUUUACGUCAUAUCGGAUGAACCGGUACUCAUAGCUCACUUUCCUGUUGGUGUUGGCCAUGGUGAUCCAGCGAUGCUCUUCCCUACUCCCGUCUACCACUAUGUCAGUAAAUAUACGGUUUAUAUCCCACCAGGAUUCCGUAGCUGUUCCAUAGCACUCGUAAUGGAGACUAUGCAAGUCAAUACAUUCAGUUUUACCAGGUUUUCGGCCUCCUUUACCCCAUGGGAGGUUAUCGAACAGUCAGUGUAUUCGACAUCCUGGGUAAAGAACGUGAAUUCUGGUGUUGUGGAAAUAACACAUACGUCACCAUUCGGGGGUCACAUGAUAUGCGAAAGAGAUAGUACUAUUAUAACUUCAUCAAUCGGACUUGGAAACGUGACCGUUAAAGAACCGCAGGAAUACUCAACUUCAACUAUGGCUGAUAUCUCAACAACACAAAAUGUUAACGAAACACUAAUAGACGGGGAUUCGACAAAUACACGUAGAACAACUGCCACAAAAGUCGUCACUGAAUCAAGUACUAGUACAGAUGGCAUCAUCGUAUCGUCAAAUGUAACUAGUGACGUCACCACCAGUCAAACACAAAGAAGUGGAAGUGAAUCUAUGUUAAACUGUUCCUGUUGUAAAUCGCCAUCAUAUUCGGAUUCAGAUCUCCCUCCCCCUGAAAUUUUGCUGGAGAUAACCAACGAACUCAAGAAAACACUUACAGUCCCGAAGACAACUACGUCGAACUACGUUCGUAAACACACCUGUGCAUGGGAUACCAGAACAUCCUCAGCGGGAAUAGGUGUUAUGGGUAUUGUCAUUCUCUGUGUAGUGUUAGGAAGUAUCAUUACAUUAGACUUAGUGACUCUUUUUCAAAAGCGGCGAUAAUACAAAGUGUAUAUUUGACAUUGCUCCAUAAUGUCAACUUGACUACACCUAUACUCGGUUAGGUUAUGUGGUGAUAACUUGUUGCUCCAGUUGAGAACGAGUAAAUUUAUCAUAGAUGGCUUUUGUUUGGUAUCUAAAAACAAAUUACACCCUAGACAAACGUCUGGACGAUCCUUACACCAAUAUGUCAGUACAUAAAUGUGAUCAAUAUGUCAGUACAUAAAUCAUACCAUAAAAUGUCAGUACAUAAAUCAUACUUUAAAAUGUCAGUACAUAAAACAUACUGUAAAAUGUGAUAAUUUAACGAUCCUUUU